Molecule: messenger RNA, 387 nt
Organism: Sphenostylis stenocarpa
Lineage: Eukaryota; Viridiplantae; Streptophyta; Magnoliopsida; Fabales; Fabaceae
Source: the annotation of a GenBank genome assembly
AUGUCUAACCCGAACGAAAUAAACGCCGUUUACGUGUUCAGGCAUUUGGGAUUCGUCACCCCGCGAGCACAUUCGAAAAGGAGAAGUAGACCACGAAAGGAUAAUCGGUAUCGACCCCAUCCCAAGCAACCUCCAGAUUUUGGUGUUAAUCUGUUCUUGAAGAAGCCUAGCACCACCUCUAAACCAAGCGAGGAUGAUUUAGAUAUCGAGGAAGAGCAUGAUGAAGAGGAAGAUGGAAAUAUUGGUGUUGUUUGGGAAUCGGAUGAGCUUGAAGCCAUCUCAUCACUUUUCCAAGGUAGAAUUCCACAAAAACACUGGAAAAUUGCAUCGAGAAAGGCCUCUUCCUCUUCCAUCUCCCCACAGGCUCCGACCUUUGGGGCUACCUAA